AUGAGCAAAGCUAUUGGAAUUGAUCUCGGUACCACAUACUCUUGUGUGGCCCAUUUUACAAACGACCGUGUCGAAAUCAUUGCCAACGAUCAAGGUAACCGCACAACACCUUCCUUCGUGGCAUUUACAGACACCGAGCGCCUGAUUGGUGAUGCUGCCAAAAACCAGGCUGCUAUGAACCCAGAAAAUACUGUCUUUGACGCCAAGCGAUUAAUUGGCCGAAAGUUCAACGAUCCUGAGGUUCAAACUGAUCUUAAACAUUUCCCCUUUAAGGUCAUUGACAAGAAUGGCAAACCUGCCAUUCAAGUCCAGUUCAAAGGUGAAACCAAAGUUUUCCAACCUGAAGAAAUCUCCUCCAUGGUCCUCACAAAGAUGAAGGAAACCGCAGAAAGUUUCUUAGGUAGUAAAGUUUCAGAUGCUGUCAUUACUGUCCCCGCUUAUUUUAACGACUCUCAAAGACAGGCUACUAAGGAUGCAGGAUUAAUUGCUGGUCUCAAUGUUCUGCGUAUCAUCAAUGAGCCUACAGCUGCUGCCAUUGCUUAUGGUCUUGACAAGGGAGCUAAGGAAGAGCGCAAGGUCCUAAUUUUCGAUCUUGGUGGUGGUACUUUUGAUGUUUCUCUUCUUACCAUUGAAGACGGAAUUUUCGAGGUUAAUGCUACUGCAGGUGAUACCCAUCUUGGUGGUGAAGAUUUCGAUAACAGACUGGUAAACCACUUCAUUGAAGAGUUUAAGCGCAAGAACAAAAAGGAUCUUUCUUCAAACCAACGUGCUCUUAGACGUUUGAGAACCGCAUGUGAACGUGCCAAGCGUACUCUCUCAUCUUCUGCACAAACCACAAUUGAGAUUGAUUCUCUUUACGAGGGAAUUGACUUCUACACUUCCAUCACCCGUGCCAGAUUUGAGGAGCUCUGUGGUGAUCUUUUCAGAUCCACUUUAGAGCCUGUCGAAAAGGUCCUCCGUGAUGCUAAGAUUGACAAGUCACAAGUUCACGAUAUCGUCCUUGUUGGUGGUUCCACACGUAUCCCCAAGGUCCAGAAACUUGUUUCUGAUUUCUUCAAUGGAAAGGAGCCUUCCAAGUCUAUCAACCCUGACGAGGCCGUUGCCUAUGGUGCUGCUGUCCAGGCUGCAAUUCUUUCUGGUGACACUUCUUCUUCAAAGACCCAGGACUUGUUGCUGCUUGAUGUUGCACCCCUUUCCCUUGGUAUUGAGACUGCUGGCGGUGUCAUGACCAAACUGAUCCCCCGAAACUCUACCAUUCCUACCAAGAAGUCUGAAACCUUUUCUACAUAUGCUGACAAUCAGCCUGGUGUUCUUAUCCAGGUCUAUGAAGGUGAGCGUACCAAGACUAAGGAUAAUAACCUUCUCGGCAAGUUCGAGCUUUCUGGUAUUCCUCCUGCUCCUCGUGGUGUUCCUCAAAUUGAAGUGACGUUCGACAUUGAUGCCAAUGGUAUCUUGAAUGUUUCUGCAGUUGAGAAGGGUACCGGUAAGAGCAGCAAAAUUACGAUUACCAACGACAAGGGCCGUCUGUCCAAGGAAGACAUUGAGCGGAUGGUCUCUGAAGCUGAAAAGUACAAGGAUGAGGACGAGAAGGAAUCAAAGCGCAUUGCAGCCAAGAAUGGUCUUGAAAGCUAUGCUUACUCGCUUAAGAAUACAAUUUCUGAAGAAAAGUUCAAGGAGAAGGUUUCUGAAAGUGAUCGUGAGAAGCUUGAGAAGCAAAUUACAGAGACUAUUGAGUGGCUUGAUAGCAACCAGACUGCUACGACUGAAGAGUUCACAGACAGACAAAAGGAGCUGGAAGGAGUUGCUAAUCCUAUUAUGACAGGCUUCUACCAAGGUGGCGGUGGUGCUCCUGGUGGCGGUAUGCCUGGAGGAUUCCCUGGAGGGUUCCCUGGCGCAGCUCCUGGCUCAGCUCCUGGCGGUGCUUCAGGUGAGGGCAGUGGCCCUACUGUUGAAGAGGUCGACUAA
Molecule: messenger RNA, 1965 nt
Organism: Magnusiomyces paraingens
Lineage: Eukaryota; Fungi; Ascomycota; Dipodascomycetes; Dipodascales; Dipodascaceae
Exons: 1
Coding region: 1-1965 (654 amino acids)
Biological process (GO): cellular response to unfolded protein; vesicle-mediated transport; protein refolding
Cellular component (GO): cytoplasm; nucleus; cytosol
Molecular function (GO): ATP binding; heat shock protein binding; misfolded protein binding
Source: RefSeq, a predicted model, not a curated record